Messenger RNA from Labeo rohita (rohu), 3118 nucleotides. RefSeq names its product nuclear receptor subfamily 2, group F, member 6a (gene nr2f6a). The transcript has 5 exons. Bases 468 to 1667 code for a protein of 399 amino acids. Gene Ontology annotation, molecular function: zinc ion binding; nuclear receptor activity; RNA polymerase II cis-regulatory region sequence-specific DNA binding. The record is from RefSeq and is a predicted model, not a curated record. NCBI's taxonomy places the organism in Eukaryota, Metazoa, Chordata, Actinopteri, Cypriniformes, Cyprinidae. Gene Ontology annotation, biological process: cell differentiation; negative regulation of transcription by RNA polymerase II; anatomical structure development.
CACACACACACACACACAUACAUACAUUCUCCCUCACAGGCACGCGGCGCGCGCACUCUACUGGACACUGGCUCGCGCUAUCUCUUGUCCUCUUCAAGCCAGCGCGACUUUUGUACUUCCAAAAGCAGGUCCUGGAUAGUAAUCUGCCGUCUAAACAGGACGUUAUUUAAGGUGUGACUCAAGAAGAAAGAGCAAAAAGUGAAUAUGCUCAUUCAAGAAGGCAAAACAACAUGCACAGCUCAUUUCCCGAAGACCAAAGUUGACUGACUCAGACGAGUGACUCAGGACUCGUGUCUGAGCCUAAAUGCGUGAGACGAAGCUGUGGACAAUUAGCAGAUAUAGAGGCCUUCACAUCUUCUCGUUUUAGAACGCACAGCUGUCAAAAAAAAGGGGGUCAGCUGAAACUGUCUGUGCCAGCAGCACGUUUGGGAGUGUUUUUCUUCCUCGGUUGUGCUGAGAACUAAGCGAUGGCCAUGGUGAGAGGGGGGUGGGGAGAUCCCAAUGGGGAGACUAAUGGACUUGGUGACAAGGGGUACUUGAGGGGAGAUGAGGACGACGGGUCACCGCAAGGAGGCGGCAGCGACAUGGAGGCUGGGGAGGAUGAUAAAGGUUGCGUGGUGGACUGUGUGGUCUGCGGAGACAAGUCUAGUGGGAAACACUACGGCGUGUUUACCUGUGAGGGCUGCAAGAGCUUCUUCAAACGGAGUGUCCGACGAAACCUUAACUAUACCUGCAGAUCAAACCGAGACUGCCAGAUUGACCAACAUCACCGCAACCAGUGUCAGUACUGCCGUUUAAAGAAGUGUUUCCGAGUGGGAAUGCGCAAAGAAGCAGUUCAGCGUGGACGCAUCCCACCUUCGCAUUCAAGCCUCAGCCCAUCCACGACUCCGGUGGGCGGCAAUGCCGGCAGCGGCGUGAGCGAGUUCUACAACGGGCAGCCGGUGUCGGAGCUCAUCUCCCAGCUCCUGCGGGCAGAGCCUUACCCUAACAGCCGCUACAGCCAUCAGUACAACCAACAGAUGCAGGGGGGCGGUGGAUCCAUGGGCAUCGACAGCAUCUGCGAGCUCGCCGCCAGACUCCUGUUUAGCAUCAUCGAAUGGGCCCGAAACAUUCCUUACUUCCCUGAGCUGCCUGUAUCUGAGCAGGUGGCCUUGCUGCGGCUCAGCUGGAGCGAACUGUUUAUUCUUAACGCAGCCCAAUCCGCCCUGCCCCUGCACAUGGCUCCGCUGCUCGCCGCCGCAGGCUUUCACUCCUCUCCUAUGUCUGCUGAGAGGGUGGUGUCCUUCAUGGACCAGGUGCGUGUCUUCCAGGACCAAGUGGAAAAGCUGACCCGCCUGCAAGUGGAUUCAGCAGAGUACAGCUGUCUGAAGGCCAUAGCGCUCUUCUCGCCAGAUGCGUGUGGGCUGACAGACCCGGCUCAUGUGGAAAGCCUGCAGGAAAAAGCUCAGGUGGCCCUGACCGAGUACGAGCGCAUGCAGUACCCCGGCCAGCCCCAGCGCUUUGGACGGCUCCUACUGCGAUUGCCCGCUCUAAGGGCCGUGCCCGCCAGCCUCAUUUCUCAGCUCUUCUUCAUGCGCCUCGUGGGCAAAACGCCCAUCGAGACGCUCAUCCGUGACAUGCAGCUGUCUGGCAGCUCCAUCAGUUGGCCGUAUGCUCCCGGACAAUAACCAUCAUCAGGCGUGACCACAAAACCAGUCUGAACGUCUCUAAACUGCAAACUAGUGAGGAUCUCAGUGUGAUUUUGUUUUGUUCAAGCACACAUUCACAUCUGACAUUCACAGUAUCACCUAAUGCAUACAGGGUCAUGGCGAAUUCAGUAGUACAUGGCAGAAGGCUUGAUUGAUGCUCUGUGUGAACUGUUUUACGAGGCCCUGAAGCAUUUUUUUUAAAAUGACUUGAGAAAUAUUGGUUGUCUGCUAGCCAAAGGUAAGAUGUAAGGUACAGUUUCAUAGCGAGUAAUAAAGUGGAAAUUGGUUAAAACCCUAAACAACAAGCUUUGUCAGUUGGGUGUGAACAUGAAAGUCACUUUGGACUGUCCCUGGAGGCAGCAGGAAAUCAAGUCCCCCUCAUAUUCUGCUCUGCCCUGUCCUUGUGUACCACAAAGCCUGAAGGAGGAGGAAGUAGACAUGAUGACAUCCAAAAACCCAAACAAACCAAACCGAAACAGUCAGAAUUGGGACUUAGGCAUUUGUUUUGCCAAUGAUAACUACUUGGCUUGUAUUUUUAGCUCGUAUGCUAAUGCAUUUCUAUGAGGAGAAAUUGAAAUUUGCAAAAGUGGUGUUUGUGAAAUAACCAUUUGACAAAUGAUUUGCGGACUCUAUUUGUACUUUGAGUUAAGGUACACGAAUGAUUCAUUUUUAAUGCACACUGAAUUUGAGAUAGAUGACAAAUAAAAUAGUCAUGUUUUUUUUUUUUUUCCCCCCAGAUGAAAAACCAACUUUCUUCAUGCAAGUUGUGUUCAUCCACAUGCAAAAGACUGUCUGGUUUCUAUUCUACUUUUCUUGUUUGAUUGUUUUUUUCAUACUUACCGGUUAAUGCUAAACUGGUAGUAAAGUCACAUUAUCUAUGUCGACCAAAAGAAAUACCUCUACAGUCUAUUCAGACUCAAAACGACUUUCAGUCAUUCACGGCUGGGUCAACGUUUUUAAAUUUAUCAGCACACUUGAGCUGCUCACUUUACACUAAAGAGGAGUGAUUGGAUCUAUCUGUCUGUUAUGUUUGGCCGUUUUUGCUAAGAAACUGGCACUGCCUGUUUUGUCUUUCGUGGAGCAGUGCUCUGGUGUGACGUUUCACAGGUGACAGCAUGUUGUAUUUGGCUCUUGUUGUGAGAUGUACGUUUUCUAGCCUUAUCAUACAUGUGAAUGACUAAUAUUACCUCAUAUUUAGGCCUCGAAACGGUUCAGGCGGUCUAAUAUACAUAAGCGCAUCAAAACGGCGACAUGUACAGUUUUCAUUUUAAUAUCUUUGUCUUUUUAAAUACUUGUGUAUGACAGCUUGAUUAAACAAAAGUAUCAUACAUUGACUUGUGUAUUUGUGAGAGCUUUUUGUGGAGUUUUUAUAUACAAACUAUAAAGAGAUUGUUUUACAGGAAAAUCAAACAUAUUUACAACUCUUGCAA